AUGCCUUCUCUGUCGCAUCUACUGCUGGGCGCCGCCCUCUGCCUGGCCCAGCUGGCGGCAGCGAAUCCCGAAGAUGGCCUCCCUUCCUACCACUACGGCGCGCCUAUCCACGUCGAGUGCAUGAACCGCAGCUCCGAAACAGGCGAACACCUCGAAAACUCCAACCACGAGAUCGAAUGGAUCCCCUUCCCGAUCUGCGAAGAAACCAAUAAACCCCUCGAGUUCCACUACGGCCACGAAGGCGAGGUGAACUGCACCAUCCCGAUGAUCACCGACCCCUUCUUCCACCUCCUCGAGUUCUACAUCCACAACGAUGCGCCCCUCUCCUGCCGCCUCCCCUCUCGCCCCGUACCCCACGUCGAGACCGUCGGCGAGAAGCCUCACGUGCCGGAAUACAUCCCUCUCGUCUUCGCCCUCGCCGGCACCCUCCAGUUGAGCCACCUGCACGUCAGCACUCACAUGAACGUGCUCCUGCACAGCAUGCCGAAGCACCACACUCGGCCCCACGACUCGGGCGUGCUGGACUCUGGUACGGCGUACAGCACGAGCCCGCUGAGCCACAUGGAUGGACAAAAUACCAAAAGGCUGGUGAUCGGAGACCCGUUACCCUUGAAGCUGUCCGUCAGGUGGUUUCCUACACCGAACCUGCCGAAGAUCGAAGGCCAUGUGGAGUGGCAGGGUAUGGGCGGGCACGUGUACGCGAGCACCGUUUUCUACAUCAUUACGUCCUUCAUGGCGGGCGUGCUCGUCGCCGGGACGUACUUCUUCGGCGUAGUCCUGCCAAAGAGGUUGAGAGGAAGAGGCAUGGGCGGCGCGACGCCACUGGGAUACGGACUGAACGGUGUUGGCAACGGUUGGGGAUACUCUAAGACUGCCAAGCGGAUGGACUAA
Molecule: messenger RNA, 891 nt
Organism: Colletotrichum karsti
Lineage: Eukaryota; Fungi; Ascomycota; Sordariomycetes; Glomerellales; Glomerellaceae
Exons: 2
Coding region: 1-891 (296 amino acids)
Source: RefSeq, a predicted model, not a curated record